UCCAGGGACUUCACCUGGGCUUGGGCAGAGGAUGCGGAGCGAUGGUUGGGGGCGUCCUGGUCAACUACUUUGGGGCGGCUUCCACAUUCAGAGGGAUCGGAAUGGCCUGUCUUGUGAUCCUCUUACUUUUCGCUUUGAUCCAGUGGCUGGCGGUUCCCGACGAGCAAGAAGAAAAGACCAUGCUGGCCGAAAGGAUCCCGGUGCCUUCCAGCCCGGUGCCCAUCGCCACGAUCGACCUGGUCCAGCAACAGACCGAAGACAUCCUGCCUCGGCCAGAGCCCCGGGUCCCCCCCAAGAAGACCAAGCACCAGGAGGAGCAGGAGGACGUGAACAAGCCCGCCUGGGGAGUCAGUUCUUCUCCGUGGGUGACUCUCGCUUACGCCAUCUACCAAAUCAAGGAGAUGGUGCAGCUCUCCAAGAGCAACCAGGCCUCCGAGAGCCAACCUCUGCAGCAAGCCAACAGUAGCCCUAGCAGUGAGCCAAGCAAUCCUUCCAACCAGUCUCUGGAUCUGAGAAACAGUGACGCCUCUGGAGACACUUCGGUACCUCCGGCCCCCCUCGACCCCCAGCCCAGCCCUGACUCCCCUACGCCCGACCCAGUUCCCUCGGACAGUAAAGCUCCGUCUCUGGCGGCUGAGCACUAAACUGAAUUUUCUGCAUCCCGCUGCUGUGUCGAAUCCUGCUCCUGGCCAGAGAGCCUGAAACCACGGCUCCCUUCAUCACGCCGGUAACCUGACACACUUUUAAAAUAUUCAAGGCCUUUUCUUGUGACAAAACCCGACCGGCCUGUUUUAGGGAGGGCCGAAAGCCAGAGAGGGCACAACGGACAAGACCGUGUUAUUAGUAACCAGCAACAGCCCUUCGAUAUUUCUCUUGACAGAUUUGUGACCCGUAUAGAAAGGCUGGGUCGGCCUAUAUCCCUGUGUCAGACAGAAGGUCGAUCUUGAUCUAUUUGACAUUUAAUUUGUCCUCUACAAAGGGGGAGGGGGAAUAAAAAUUUGAUUCACGUUUCCCAAGAGGAAGGUUGAAUUACAGUCACCCCUAGCUUGAUAAUGUUUUGUGUUAGUUACUGGGGGGGGAGGGGAAAUACGCUUUCCCCUCUUCUGUCUUAAGUUACAUAGGACGAGUACCGAUUUCUUUGUAAAAACCGGACAAACGGUUGAAACGUCCAAGAAAAAUACUAGCAAGCGCCUAAACGAGGGAGCAGGAUAGAAAUCUGUCUUUCAUAAAGACUUCUCGGAAAACCACGCACAGGUUUCGGCUUUUCGGUUAAGGUUUUCAGUUAAGCACGUGUCGGGAACUCCUCCAGCCAACGAAGUUGCUGUUAGACCUUUCCGCCUACUGGACUGAGGACCGUCAAGAAGGGCAGUUUUAGAAAGAAGAGCGUGAUCGAGUCGUGUAUCGAUGCACAUUUCUUUACUUAGGAGUGAGUAGUUUUAGGGGGAAGACUGUUUAAGCAGGGCACCCAGUGACAAGUGGGACUGUUUAGGCUUUCACAGGGGAUGCAGUAGCCCUAGUCCAGUGGGGAGGUUUCACCUACAGGAAGUCUCUCUCUCUCUCACUCUCUGAAGAGCUUCCCUUUUCCCUGUGGAAGUGAUAAUGGGCGCAGGGAAAGACCCCUCCUUCCCUGCAUUUUGGACUCUGCUAAUGCACUCUCAGACAGGUGAUCCAACAUGGUUUGUUUUUUGGGGGGGAGGGGGGGACUGUUGAGUCUGGGUCGCACAGGAGGCUUGCUGACAGCGCUGGUGGGAGAAAAGGGAGUCUCUAAUGCCCAGUGGGAGGUUCCUCGACCGAACGCCACUGAAGCCCAUCUCAUGAGGGGCCCACGGCUUGUAUCUUGCCGAGGUCUUUUCCCCACAGAAAGAGCCCCUUCCGUGGGGGAAGGCUUCCGACUUCGCUGGACAGAGUGGCAGGAUACAAGCCGACAAGGUUAUAAUUUUGGGACGUGGUAUAAAGUCGGUUAAUUUGGGGAAGCAUUUAAAAUCCACAUUAAUCCAUAAAUAAAGUGCCUGAGGGCCAAACGACUUCUAGAGGAGGGAGGGAGGGCACGGUUAAUUCAGAAACGAGAGCAGAGACACAGGUAUAAGGGAAACGGGCACACUACGUUUGGGGUGUUGUUGUACACUUUUGUGUUUUGUCAGACACUGGCAGGGUCGGGGUCUCGUGUGUUUCUCGGUGUUGGGCGAUCCUCGCUCACUUCUGCCGUUUGCAACUGUGAGCAAAAGUUAAGCUUGAAGCUAAAGUCCUUUAGGCCGAGGGGGGGGGCACAUAGA
Gekko japonicus is the source of this 2273-nucleotide messenger RNA. RefSeq names its product major facilitator superfamily domain containing 6 (gene MFSD6). Gene Ontology annotation, cellular component: plasma membrane. Gene Ontology annotation, biological process: antigen processing and presentation of exogenous peptide antigen via MHC class I. The record is from RefSeq and is a predicted model, not a curated record. Bases 42 to 644 code for a protein of 200 amino acids. NCBI's taxonomy places the organism in Eukaryota, Metazoa, Chordata, Lepidosauria, Squamata, Gekkonidae. The transcript is spliced from 4 exons.